Hydra vulgaris (swiftwater hydra) is the source of this 524-nucleotide messenger RNA. The record is from RefSeq and is a predicted model, not a curated record. NCBI's taxonomy places the organism in Eukaryota, Metazoa, Cnidaria, Hydrozoa, Anthoathecata, Hydridae.
UAGAAAAAAUGAAAUAUUUUAUUUUGAUCGGCAUUCUGGUUCAAUCUUUUUCAUUUGAACUUCAAAGUUUUUCAAAUGAUCCUCAGAUUCCUAUGAAGGAUCCGGAAUGGAGAAGAUUUAAAAUAAAGUUUGGUAAAUUUUAUAGCAACGACGAUGAAGAAAAAUCAAAAUAUUUGAUCUGGAAAAUGAACAAUGAAAAUAUAAAAAUUCAUAACUCCGAAAACCACUCUUUCGAAAUAGGAAUAAAUCAGUUUUCUGAUCUGACUCAUGAAGAAUUUAUAAAGAUUUAUGGACGAUGUUUGAAACUUCCAAAGGAUAUUGUAAAUACCACAAAAGGAUCUACAUUUUUACCUCCUAAUAAUGUCAAUAUACCUGAAAAGAUAGACUGGAGAACUAAAGGUUACGUCACCCAAGUUAAGGACCAAGGAUCAAAGUGUGGAUCAUGUUAUGCAUUUAGCGCUAGUUAUUUACAAUUAAGAUUCACAUUCAUGAUACAAAAUGAUAUUAUGCAGUUUAAUGCAUGA